Molecule: messenger RNA, 3635 nt
Organism: Ylistrum balloti
Lineage: Eukaryota; Metazoa; Mollusca; Bivalvia; Pectinida; Pectinidae
Product: F-box/LRR-repeat protein 4-like
Exons: 16
Coding region: 88-2112 (674 amino acids)
Biological process (GO): SCF-dependent proteasomal ubiquitin-dependent protein catabolic process
Cellular component (GO): SCF ubiquitin ligase complex
Molecular function (GO): protein binding
Source: RefSeq, a predicted model, not a curated record
GAGUUUUCGUUUUGCAGGGGUUUUCAAGUCAGUUACGAUUAGCAUAUGCCCCACUAGGCGAGAAAGUUAAAAAUCGCCUAGUCAUUGAUGUCGAAGAAACUGUUGUCAUGUUUCGGAAGGCGUAAAGAUAGGACAAGCAGAGUGAUGACACCUGAAUCUAUUACUCCAUACAGUGCUUUGCCUAACAGCGGAAAUAGGGAAUGUCAACAGAAGCCAUCGCUAGUGUCACAGUUUUCUAAAGAAGUCACAGAUUUCAGUUCUCAGUAUGGCAGUGAGACGAGCAUAUCCUACACCGCUUGUAAUCUAGCUGGACGGAGCAACAUCUACCCCACGUAUGGGGAUUUUACACAAGCAUGUGUAUUUAGAACCUAUGGACCUUGGUGGAACGAUGUCCCAUCAUCCAGAAAGAAAUUCAACAAAAGACCAGCAGACUUCUGUAGCGAAGAUUUUAUUGAGAUAUCGUUUGAAAUAGAAGUGUAUCCUUGUAAGAUAGAGAUUUGGGAGACCUACAAUCCUGGAGCUGUUGUGAAGAUAUUGGCCUGUGAUAGCUCCAGUGGGUCUGAUGUGGACUCUGGCAAAGCUAGGUGGCAGACAUUAUGGCAAGGAGAACCAGAGGAGUGUCCUCCCAAAUCUAGGAUAUUUUCUCCUCCUUUGACCAACCCAUUCUUCAAAACAAAGUUGAUAAGACUGGAGAUGUGCUCUGUGAAGUGCCGCUACUACACUGAACUGGAUUGCGUCGUGAUGUAUGGAUCUCUGCAGCCAUUCCCAGACAUUGAGCACCUGUACUUACAACAGAUGGAUGAAUAUAAACUUUCUCCACAGAAUUACUCGGAACCAGACAACUACGUCUAUAUGAUUACCUCCCGUAUGAAUCAGCUGAGUGUUGAGGCUGGCUCACAGGGAGAGCUACCAGAUGGAAUCUCACCAAUAUGGGAGAAUAAAGAAGGAACGGUUCCUGUUCUGGAGCCUAAAUUGGAUGAAGAGGAAGAACAGACAGAUGGGGAAAGGCUGGAGGAGUUGCCUCCCCUUGAGACAGUAGAAACAACACAGGACGAUAUAAUUGUUGAAGACAAUGGUUUCUUUGAUUUGCUGCCGGAGGAAGUGAUACGGCUGAUACUGAGUUACUUGGAGCUGUCUUCGUUAUUCAAUGCAUGCUGCACAUGCAGGUUACUACAGAAACAAUGUUCAGACUCACUGCAGUACACAGAACUCAACCUUCAACCUUAUUGGUAUAAGGUUGACAGUAGUGUGUUGGAGAAUUUCCAGUCUAAAUGUGGGCAUCUUCACCACCUCAACCUGUCCUGGUGUGGCGGUCGCAACAGCACUGUGUCCACAGCAAUCUUCGACACUUUUCUACAAAGUUGUGGGAAGGAGUUAUCUACCCUUUACUUAGCCAACUGUUCCUUUGUGAACUCAGAUGUGAUGAAGUCUAUAGCCAGCUUCUGUCCAAAACUAAAGGAUUUGGACAUACAAAGUUGUUUCAAAAUAGACAGUACAGGAAUAUUGCAUCUACAGAAACUGCCAAGCAUCACACGACUCAGUUUGUACAGAACUCUGGUGGAUGUCCACAGUCUCACUGCUCUCAUUAAACAUCUUGGAAACCUGGAAGUUUUAAAUAUUGGGUCAUGUACAACUAUAAAUGACUUUGAUGAAGUGUGUAGAGCUCUGGGAAAAAACUGCAAGAAACUGAUUUCUCUUGACCUUUGGCGAUCAAGGACAAUUACUGGAGUUGGACUGCUGGCUCUGGCUGAUGGAUGUCCAGACCUGCAGGAACUGGACAUAGGCUGGUGUCCAGAACUACGCUUAUGUUCCUCUAGUCUUGUGCAACUUGUCCAGAAUUGUUCGAAGCUGAAGAAGCUCUUUCUGACUGCCAACAGGAAUGUUUGUGAUCGAGACCUGAUGGCUAUCUCCGCCAACUGCCGUGAACUGCAGCAAUUGGACAUCUUGGGGACACGGGAGGUUUCUCGAGAGGCCGUAUAUGGUGUUCUGCAGAACUGUACAAAAUUGACCAUGUUUGAUGUGUCCUUCUGUAUGUCAAUAGACUUUCCCUGUGUAGAAGCGUGGAAAAAAGAAUUCCCUAAUGUUAACAUCAAGAAAAGCAGUCAACAUUAGGACUCUUUAUAAAAUGUUACUAUGUCCUGGAUAUCUGUGAUUAAGGUAGUAAUUUGUGUCAUGAUAUUGUAUUGAACAUAAAACAAUGUUUACAUUUUUAAACAGUACACAAUAAACAUCAUGUCUCCAUACAUUUAUGCUGUAAAAUCAAGCAUUCAUAUCGAUACACGUAACUUAGAUUUUUUUGUGUGUGUAAAUAUUUUAAAUAUAAUGGAAUUUCAUUCUGUAAUCACUCUUUAUUUCAUAGCAUGUGAUAUCUUUUAUGGGACACACAUUUAUUAUUUCUUAUUAAAUUCGAGGAGUUUUAACUUAUGCUGCAUUGAAAAUAUAAUAGAACAAAUUUAGAGAUGCAGAUACCUUCAGAAGUUCACUGUUGAGAAGAAAACUGAUGUGCUCCAAAAUUGCUGCAAAAAACGUAUUAUUUUUGCUUCAAAGUCUUUCAGAUUUUAAACUAUCAGACAAAACCAAUUAACCUUAAAUUGACUUUACAGUGCUGUAAGUAUGCUGUGUACAUUUUUAUAUCACAGUUACAUGUUUAUGUAUGAGAUAUACAUGUUAUGUGCAGUACAGUUACUAUAUAUAGAAGUCAUAAUGAAAUAGAGUUUAAACCUGUAAUGUUGCCAGCAGCAUAUUGAUAUUAAUUUAUUGUGGGUGUAUUUGUAUCAAAGUUAAAUUAUGACGAUGUUAGAGAUAUGUGGUUGUUAAUUUGUAGUAAAUACAAACAGUAUUUCACUUACUAGGUGAAUUCUCUGAUACGUUUUGUUCAAUGUUUAUUCCAUGAAGAUAGUUGAUAUUAUAUCUAGUUGGAAACCAGUAACAAUUGGUGUGUUACAGGAAUAACAAUGUAUUAAAGUAAACUUUGUUUCUACAUAGCGUAUCAGAUGAUGUUUUGUUAGUUUUUUGGGUAAUGAUGUCAUAGAUUGUUCGUAAAAUGUUAUACUCCUUAUCUUAUAUAGCUCACCGAUUGGUAAAUGGGUAUUCUAUUUCUAUGCUAAUAUAGAGAUAAGAUGAUAAUAAUCCCAUCCAUGUAUAUUCCUGUUCAUUGAGAUUAUAAACCAAUGCAAUUGUCCUAUAAUAACCCCACCACUUCCACUCCACCACCUCCCAGCCCCUCCCUCCCUCACUCUCUAGGAGUUAAAAGAAAUGCCUACCCACCCACCCACCCCCCUCACCAAUGCCAUCUCUUAAGUUACAAAGAACUAAAAAAAGGCCUUGUCCCCCUCCACUGUCCCCUUCAUUGUUAGUGUUAGGCUAAUAGUAUAGACACUUUCUGAAUGUAAUAAUUUUUUCUUCAUUUUUAUUUUUUUGAGUUUGUAGGCUUUGUUCACCUUUUUUGUGAUAUCUACAUGUAUUGUAUUUUUAUAGUUAAGUUUUUUAUGAGUGAAGAUAUGUACCUGAUAAUGUAUUUAUAAUAUCAUGGACCUUCUGAUGCCUUUAUUUCAAUUUUAAAGAUCUGUUUGAAUAUCUUUUGUUUUAUUAUUUUUAAUUCUAAUUGAUUUUUUUUUUUUAAAGAAUGUUAGCAA